Messenger RNA from Entelurus aequoreus (snake pipefish), 2107 nucleotides. Its product is annotated as dysbindin-A-like. The record is from RefSeq and is a predicted model, not a curated record. The transcript is spliced from 10 exons. Gene Ontology annotation, biological process: negative regulation of protein kinase activity; platelet dense granule organization; anterograde synaptic vesicle transport. Gene Ontology annotation, cellular component: cytoplasm; synaptic vesicle membrane; neuron projection. NCBI's taxonomy places the organism in Eukaryota, Metazoa, Chordata, Actinopteri, Syngnathiformes, Syngnathidae. Bases 134 to 1093 code for a protein of 319 amino acids.
GGGGCGCUAGUGAGUCUGAUGUGUUUCUUUAUUGGCGCAGAAGAAGAAAAGCGGAAGUGAAUAAUGUUUGUGGAAGUGUAGCAGUCCGAGCACGUAAACAUCUCGUUUGGAGCGUCAACAACUUUGUGGAAUCAUGUUUGAGAACUUGAGAGAAAGACUUCACUUGGUGCAACAGGAUUUAACGACAGGCCUGAAAACACUUGGAGACAAAACAAAGGAGUCCAAAAGCAGGAAGAAGUCCAGGUUUGAAGAAACCUUUCCUCUUUUCACUGCUGGACACCAAAUCCUUGGCAGGUAUGAGGAGAGCUGGUUUGUACUACACAAGAAAACUAAAGACUGUGGUCACGCUGCACAGGUGGUGGAUGGAGAGGUGGUGAUGCUUUCAGUGCACUGGGAAAAGCGACGCUCUGCACUGACACAACUACAGGAAGAACUGCACAGCUUGCCGGACUUUAUACACCAACUUGACGCCAUCACAGCCUCCAUAGUAUAUGUGUGUGCAGCUCACUUAGAGGGCGACUUUGAGGAGAUGGAGAGCAGACUAGUGCACUUGGAGACUUUGUGUGGUCUCUGUGAGCAGCACACAUCCAAACUGUAUCAUGUUGACCAGCUGGACCUCUUCAAGAAAAAGAAGAGGAGGGAGUUGGAGGCACUAGAAGCCGAGCUCCACACUGAGCACGUGCAGAAGGUGGCGACGUUGGAGCAGACGAGGCAGCACAAACUGAAGCAGCGGCAGAAAAUGUACGAGGACGCUUUCCACCAAGACCUGGAACUGUACCGAGUCACUGGAUGCAUCCAGCACAGAGAAGCCACAGACACAGGUGGGUGUGGCCUGGAUCACAUGACCCUCAUCAACCUAUCAGACCAGGAGGCUCUGGACCACUUCUUGGAUUCUGCUGACGAGUCGUCGCCCGUCUCAGGUGCACCUGCACACCUGCACAAAGACGGUGAAGCAGAGGAUGAAGCAGCGAGUGAAGAAGAUGAAGGUGUGGAGGUGCAGUCGGAUGAAGAAGAUGUUCAACCUUUAGUUGGCCUGCAAGAUGUUGAAGUUGCAGCAAACUCUGAUGAUGAAAGUGACUCAGCUGCUGCUUAGCAUCAAUCCAACUAGCAUCCAUCAAGCUAGCAUCGGUCCUUCCUUCAUCCAUCAAGUUAGCAUCGGUCCUUCCUUCAUCCAUCAAGUUAGCAUCGGUCCUUCCUUCAUCCAUCAAGUUAGCAUCGGUCCUUCCUUCAUCCAUCAAGUUAGCAUCGGUCCUUCCUUCAUCCAUCAAGUUAGCAUCGGUCCUUCCUUCAUCCAUCAAGUUAGCAUCGGUCCUUCCUUCAUCCAUCAAGUUAGCAUCGGUCCUUCCUUCAUCCAUCAAGUUAGCAUCGGUCCUUCCUUCAUCCAUCAAGUUAGCAUCGGUCCUUCCUUCAUCCAUCAAGUUAGCAUCGGUCCUUCCUUCAUCCAUCAAGUUAGCAUCGGUCCUUCCUUCAUCCAUCAAGUUAGCAUCGGUCCUUCCUUCAUCCAUCAAGUUAGCAUCGGUCCUUCCUUCAUCCAUCAAGUUAGCAUCGGUCCUUCCUUCAUCCAUCAAGUUAGCAUCGGUCCUUCCUUCAUCCAUCAAGUUAGCAUCGGUCCUUCCUUCAUCCAUCAAGUUAGCAUCGGUCCUUCCUUCAUCCAUCAAGUUAGCAUCGGUCCUUCCUUCAUCCAUCAAGUUAGCAUCGGUCCUUCCUUCAUCCAUCAAGUUAGCAUCGGUCCUUCCUUCAUCCAUCAAGUUAGCAUCGGUCCUUCCUUCAUCCAUCAAGUUAGCAUCGGUCCUUCCUUCAUCCAUCAAGUAGCAUCGGUCCUUCCUUCAUCACAAUAAUCAUUUCAUUAAACAACUUUCAUGGAAAACUGCGAGGUUUUUUUCUUUUGUUUUUCUUUCAAUCUUCCGCAAUCUUAUGUGAGAUGUUUCUCUUUUUUCUGCCUUCUAAAGUGUCUAAAACUGCUAGCACGAGGUAGCCAUCAAUGCAGCCAAUAAUCUGGGAUUAACAGGAAGUAUUCAUGUUAUUUACACUAAAGUAUUCAUGUCAUGUACACUAAAGUAUUCAUGUCAUGUACGCUAAAGUAUUCAUGUCAUGUACACUAAAGUAU